UUAGAGUAACAAAAAGAUAGUAUUUGCAUCUACGAAAAUCAUGGAAAAGGACAGUGUAACAAAGUUAUUAAUCUGUGAUAGCAGUGGACCAUCUAAGGAAUGGCUUCAGAAAAGAAAAAACACAAUGCGAGUGUUCCUAGUUCAAACCUUUCUAAUUGGCAUGGAAUAUUCGGUCUUCUUUUUAACAUCAUGGUCAUACAUCAAUAGCAUGGUAAAACCAGAAAAUCCAAAAGUUGCAUAUGCUCUAACAUCAUCAUCAUAUUUGUUUUGUUCCGUUUUGACAGCACCUGUUAUCGGAUUAGUAGCCGAUAAGUAUCGGAACACAAGGGUCUUAUUAUUAAUUUGCAACUUUGCUGUAAUAUCAGGGAAUGUUGCUUAUGCCAUCCCAUAUUCAAUUGUUUUGGUUAUAGCUGGGCGAUUUGUUACAGGAGUUGGAUCACCCAUUCGAUCAGUAAUAGCAGGAGAAGUAGCUAGAUCUUACAGCAGAGAGGAGGUUGUGCAUAAAAUGUCAGCUCUAGGAUUUUCAUACGCAUUUGGAUUUAUAACCGGACCCGCUUUUAAUUUGUUCUUUACAGGAUUUAACGUAUGGAUUGGAACAUGGCAUAUAACGAAUGCAAAUGUACCUGGCGUUUUUAUGGCAAUUUUAUUCUUUUUUAAUCAGUUAUAUAUUUACUUCUGUGUUUCUGAUUUGUCAAAAGAGUAUGAUUUGAAAGCGAACGAAACUACCAAAUUAUUAAUCGUUGAAAAUGAGAGUGAUAAUGACUACUUAACAGAAGAAAAAUGUCAAUCACACUUGCAAAACAUCAGCCUUUAUGACAAUUCUACUGCCAUACUUAGAAGCAUAAAUACAUGUCUCAUGUUAAUUUUUUCUUUCUUCUACAUGUAUGUUGUAGUGACUUAUGACUCAUGGCUACCACUUAUGAUAUUGAACAUUCUCAAAUGGACUCCACUUCAAUUGAACAUUGUUGCAUUUAUAUCUGGAAUAUUAUUCGCCUUGGCUUUGCUUGUUAUAACAAUGAAACCACUGAACAUAAGACGUCUAUAUGGCAUGGCUGUUAUGUCUUUGAUAUCCCUGACUACUUUGCAAGCACCAUUUCUGUUAUUAGAGAUACUAAAAGACAAUUUAGCUAUUGUUAUCACGCUGUGGUGUAUAUGGCUUCUCCUUUUUGCAGGAUUUUUGAUGCUAGAUGUGUAUCUCAUCACAGCGCUGUCGUUAUUGGUUCCUUCAAGUAGACAGGUUUUUGCAGAAAGCACACGAAAUAGUUUUGAAAAAUGUGGUGCGUUAACAGCAUUGCUUACUUCUGUAUUCGUAUUUGAUUGGAUCGCUGUGUUUGCUAUUACUACCUCCAUAUUGUUUUUUCUAUUUUUGGUGACAUUUCUAAUUAGAAGAAAGACAUUGAUUGAUCCAAAAUACACAAGUAAUGGUUUAAAGUAAUACUCGUGAGGCUUUGUUAAAUCUUGGUAGAAGUAUGAAAUAACUAGAAGCAUUUUCCUUUCAUGUCAAGUCUAAUAAAUCUGUGACAAAAGAGUGUUCACCGACAUCCGACCUAUGGAUAACACACUACAAUCAUGCUCAAGAGAUUUAUUUGAAUAAAUCCUUAAUUUUAAAGAUCAUACCCACAAGCAAUGAUUUACGUCCUAUUUAUAUUAAACUCUAACAGACAGCAAAUGGAUAGACUGAGAAAAAACACAAUUCCUCUCUUUAAAUAUGAAGAAUUUUCUAUUACAACCGAAACAAAUCCUUUGAAUCCUUCAGCAUAGCAACAAAGAAAUUCAAUCCAUAUGAAAAACCUGGAAAUGAAACAUCAAUAUAAAGCUGUACUCUCUGUUGGUGGGUAUAAACGCAAAAUGACGUACGACAAACAACAGUCGGAACGACGAAACGGAAACAGGGAAAGUCAUUUGGUUCCAAUCUAUCUUUUAAAGAAAAAAGAAAUGUCGGCAAGGAGUUCUUAAAAAUUUUUAGAAAACACUUUAAAGUAACUGACAAGAACCAUGAGAUAUUUAACAAAAAUACCUUAAAGCUGAGUUAUUCGUGUAUUCCAUGUUUGUCGUAGAUAUUAUGUAGAUUCAGAUGUAGAUUUUAUUGUUCUGUAUAUAUUUUUAAAAAAACACAACCUUAUUUAUACAUUUGUUUUUUUUCGUUUAUUUUUUAACCAAAUUUCCACUUAUUUUUUCCCCACUAAAUCUAGCUGCUAUGGUACAGGACCUGACGCUGAGUUAAAAUAGUCUCUAUAGAAAUAUUCAAGCUUUUGAGCAUCUCUCAAAUAGUUUAGAAUGUGUGCUUUGAACGUAAGCUAAC
Hydractinia symbiolongicarpus is the source of this 2302-nucleotide messenger RNA. RefSeq lists its product as uncharacterized. The coding region runs from base 41 to 1435 and encodes 464 amino acids. Gene Ontology annotation, biological process: transmembrane transport. The record is from RefSeq and is a predicted model, not a curated record. The transcript has a single exon. Lineage: Eukaryota; Metazoa; Cnidaria; Hydrozoa; Anthoathecata; Hydractiniidae. Gene Ontology annotation, molecular function: transmembrane transporter activity.